AUGAAGACGCUUGGCCUCCUAGGCGGGCUGACCUACGAAUCUACCUCGCUGUACUAUAAUCUCAUCAACCAGCAUGUGCGGGAGGUCGUCAGCCCGCGGUCCUCAGCAGAGCUGUUCAUGUACUCUGCCAACCAAGAGCAGAUGCUACAACUCGCGGCCUCAGGUGACUGGGAUGGAUUCGCCGAUAUUUACGUUCAAGCCGCCCACGCCUUGAUAGCGGGCGGCGCACAGGCAAUCGUGAUCUGUGCGCUACUGGCGCAUAAAGCCGCGGAUCGGAUCGAGGCCCGGAUCCACGUGCCUCUCCUCCAUCUGUCGGACUUUGUCGGGAGCGAAGUCAAGGCACGCGGGUUUGUGAAGGUGGCAAUCCUCGGCACCAAGGUUGCGAUGGAAGGGGAGUUUGUCAAGGACAGGAUUCUGCAGAAGCAUGGUGUCGAAGUGCUCAUUCCUGAUGUCGAGGACAGGGAGAGGGUGAACACUGGGAUAUUCAAUGAGUUGACGACGGGGAAGGUUAGACCGGAGACGAAGGAGAUGUUCUUGAAUGUGACGAGGAAAUUGCUGGAUCAGGGUGCCGAAGGUCUCAUCUUGGGAUCGACGGAUCUUGGUUUCGUGAUCCGUGAGGAAGAUAUUGGUGUUCCGAUAUUUGAUACGGCCAAGAUCCAUGCCUUGGGGGUUGCGAAAUGGGCAUUGCAAGAGGUGAAGGAGAAAUAA
This is a messenger RNA of Exophiala bonariae, 708 nucleotides long. RefSeq lists its product as uncharacterized. Lineage: Eukaryota; Fungi; Ascomycota; Eurotiomycetes; Chaetothyriales; Herpotrichiellaceae. The coding region runs from base 1 to 708 and encodes 235 amino acids. The record is from RefSeq and is a predicted model, not a curated record. The transcript has a single exon. Gene Ontology annotation, molecular function: amino-acid racemase activity.